AUGGCAAUGUCAUUUGCAAAACCAGAGAAUGCACUGAAGCGUGCAGAAGAGUUGUUAAAUGUUGGACAGAAACAAGGAGCAUGGGACACCAUACAUUGCGUGAUCACCUCGCGGAGAUAUAGAGCAUGGACUAAGACGCUUGAAAGAGUUAUGUUCAAAUAUAUUGACCUUUGUGUUGAAAUGCGUAAGGGUGCCAAGGAAGGUCUGAAUCAGUAUCGUAUUAUGUGUCAGCAAGUCAAUGUAAGCUCAUUGGGGGAGAUCAUUAAACACUUUAUCUAUCUUUCAACUGAGAGAGCUGAGUUUGCUCGUAACAAGGCUGAUGCCCUGGAGGAAGCCCUUGAUAUUGAUGAUUUAGAGGCUGAUACUAGGCCUGAAGAUCUGAUGUUGAGCUACGUCAGUGGUCAAAAAGGAAAAGAUAGGUCUGACCGUGAGCUUGUCACUCCCUGGUUCAAAUUCUUAUGGGAAACCUACAGGACGGUGCUCGAAGUAUUACGAAAUAAUUCAAAGCUGGAGUCACUUUAUGCGCCUAGUGGCAGAGGAUGGAAUUUUGGACAGUUACAGGAUGCCCUUUUGAAUCAUCUGGUAAACCUUAACAAGUACAAGGAUCAGAAGGACCGCCCAGAUAUAUCGGCUCCUGAAAGCCUGCAGUUAUACCUAGAUACGAGAUUUGAACAGCCAAAAAUUGCUACAGAACUCGAGCUCUGGCAGGAAGCAUUUUGUUCAGUGGAACAUAUACAUGGACUCAUGUGCAUCGUUGAAAAACAACCAAAACCAUCUUUACUGGUUAUUUACUAUACUAAGUUGACAGAAAUAUUUCGGAUGUCAUCUAGCCAUCUGCACCAUGCUUAUGCAUGGUUCAAGCUUUUUUCUCUUCAGAAAAGCUUCAAUAAAAAUCUUACCCAGAAGGAUUUGCAGUUGAUUGCAUCUUCUGUAGUCUUAGCUGGUUUUUCAGUUCCUUAUGAUCUCUCGCGUGGGUCAUCUCAUCUGGAACUGGAAAAUGGAAAUCGACGCAACUUAAGGAGGGCUAAUCUAAUAGGGUUCAGCAUUGACGAUACGCUUGAGGAGCUGGUUUCCAAAGGUGUAUUGACCUGUGCAACACAGGAUGUGAAGGACCUCUAUCAUCUUUUGGAACAUGAAUUUCUUCCUCUUGAUUUGGCAUCAAAAGUUCAACCACUGUUAGUCAAGGUUUUGAAGAUCGGGGGUAAGCUUUCAUCUGCAUCUUCUCUUCCAGAGGUACAGCUCUCGCAAUACACUCCUGCGCUGGAAAAACUGGCUGCAUUGCUGAAGCAGUUGAAUAAUAGCUUGUCCAAUCGCAACGUCUUGAGCUACUUUUAUAAUGCAUCAUACAACUUUGAUAACUACUCAAUCUUGCCUUUACUGGAGAAGAUAUCUGCUGAGGCAGUCAAGUUCAAUUUUCUGUCGUUGAAAAUUGAUCAUGGUAAAGGUGCUGUAGUAUUUAACAGUCAGGAUUUUGAAGCCGACAAAAGAAGGAAGCAGCUGAAUAUCAAGCAAAAAACAGUCACAAAUGCAGCGGAAACAACACCAGCACCUGCAAAAUAUGUGCCCAAAUUCAAGAUGCAACUUGACAACUCUAGGCAGGCUUCUGCAUCGGUUUCUGAUAGGUGGGGCAGUGGUCGGUCAGAUGAGCGCCAACCAAGUGACAGGCCUUGUGGCUACGGUUUCGGUAGUGGGGCUAGCGCAAGAUCUAAAAGUCAAAAUUUAAACGAGACACGAGUCCUUAAUCAGUUACCACAAGCUUCAAAACAAGCCUGCAACAAAAGUGUAUUACUUGAAGAAUUAUUAACAAAGGAAAGAUUGGCUCAUUUAAACCUGUUGGAACAGUUGCCUUUGGAGAAGUAUAAAAGUCUCAAAGAAAAUCAAUAUACAGGAAAAACACAAAAAGUAGAAUAUGCAAGAAAAAGAAAAGAUAAGAAAUCUACGUCCGCCAUGGCAAGAGGAAUGAAGAAGAAGAGCAAAGCAGCUGUCAACGAACAUCAAGAGCAGCCGAAAGAUGAAAGGAAACUGCAUACGAUUGAUUGCGUGAACAAUUUGGCGAAGGAUCAGGAACAACCAAUAGUUUUCGAAUGGAAGCCAAUCCAGUGUUUGAACUAUGGCAGGCAAACCAUUCCUGGAUUGAAAGAUAACACUGAAAAAAUGUCGGAAAGAAUAGAAAAGGAGAUUCCUGAGGAAGCAGAGAAGAAUGUUGCACUGAAAACUAAGGGAGAUGAAGUACUGAUUCAAAAUCAAAAGGGAAUGAAGGUGAAACUUAAAGAUAAAUGGAUACAGGAGGUAGAUAUUAAUAGCAAACUGAUGCCACUGGCUCUCCAUCCUGCAUCUGAUUUGAAAACAGUGAAGGUGAUAAAGUCUGUGCUUAAUCAUUUUGAAGCAGUGACAGGGCUCAGUUUCCCUAUGAAAUAUUUAGUGUCAUACAACAAAUCACAAAAUUGGUGGGAGUAUAAACCUCCUCAGGAUAACAGCUGGCAUUGGAAGAAGAUCAAGAUCAAGGAGGUAUUUGCACCAGGAAUCGUGAAUGGAAAGUGGCAGAAUAAUGGAGGGAAGGAGUAUACUGCCACCAGUGGUUACAGAUGGUUGAGAGGAGAUCAGCACAAAUUCCAACCUGCAAGGGUUGUCUGGACUUCAGUUGGACUUCCUAAGCACAAUUUCAUCAGUUGGAUGGCCUGGCAUGACAGAAUACUCACUGUGGAACGAUUGCAGAAGAUGACAAUCCAUAUAGAGAAUUUGGAAGGACUUGAAGUCUUGGCUGAGCAUCAGAAGAGAGAUCAAGACUCUGAGUGCAGGCAGUUUGAUUAA
Oldenlandia corymbosa var. corymbosa is the source of this 2811-nucleotide messenger RNA. The record is from the annotation of a GenBank genome assembly. Lineage: Eukaryota; Viridiplantae; Streptophyta; Magnoliopsida; Gentianales; Rubiaceae.